AUGAAGAUCAAGACUCUAAACGUCUACCCAAUCAAGGCCCUCCGCCCCAUCCCCCUCACAUCCGCAACCCUCACCCCGCAAGGCAUCCUCCACGACCGGACCUACAUGCUCUUCCGCGUGAACGAAGACUCCUCCCUCCGCAAGCUCCAGCUCUCCUCGUGCCCCCAGACCGCCCUCUUCUCCCAAGAAAUCGUCUCCUCCUUUGACAAUAUCACCACCUCCUCCGACGGCGACGACGGCGACACCAUCCUCGUGAGAUACAACAUCCCCUCCCCGCCCCUGAUCCCCCACCACCCCCUCCAGGACACGACUCUCCGCGUGCCCCUCGUCCCGGACGACGCGCUCACCGCGGCCCUCGAACCCAUCUCCAUCGACCUCCACGGCAGCCCCGCCGAGGCCCUCCGCAUGGGCGACCCGUACGACGCCUUCUUCUCCGCCUGCCUCGGCUUCCCCACAAUCCUGGUCCACAUCGGCUCCGGCCGCCGUCCCGUCCUCGGCACCCUAGCCCCGGGCUCCUCCUCCUCCGCGUCCUCGUCACAAUCCCUCUUCAGCUCCAUCGCAUCCUACCUCCCCUCCCUCACCUCAUCCCAGCCCAAACCCGAAGCCGACCAAUGGCUCACGUUCACCGACUGCGCGCCCUACCUGGUAACAUCCCACUCCUCCCUCUCCCACCCCUCCCUGGCCCCCUUCACCCCGUCCUCCCCCUCCACCCCGUCCCCGAUCAUGCCCAAGUUCCGCCCCAACAUCGUCCUCGAAGACCCCUCCGAGAACCCCUUCGCAGAGGACUUCUGGGCCGAGCUCACCCUCCACCCCUCCGCCCGCAAACUCCUCCUCACCGCCAACUGCGGCCGCUGCUCCUCCCUCAACGUCGACUACGCCACCGGCCGGCCGGCCCCGGGACCCGAGGGGAAACUCCUCAACACGCUGAUGAAGGAGCGCCGCGUCGACCCGGGCCACAAGUACGCCCCCAUCUUCGGCCGGUACGCCUUCCUCUCGGGGUCCGGGGCCGGGGACCGGGAUGAGACGAUCCGGGUCCGCGUCGGAGACGAAGUCACCGUCUCGCGCCGCAACGCGGAGCGCACCGUUUUCGAUUGGCCGCUCGGCGGAGCGUCUACAUCUUCGACGGCGGCGGCAGCUAAGAAGGCCGUGGCUGUUGCAUAA
Colletotrichum karsti is the source of this 1161-nucleotide messenger RNA. Its product is annotated as mosc domain-containing protein. Bases 1 to 1161 code for a protein of 386 amino acids. The transcript has a single exon. Gene Ontology annotation, molecular function: pyridoxal phosphate binding; catalytic activity; molybdenum ion binding. The record is from RefSeq and is a predicted model, not a curated record. Lineage: Eukaryota; Fungi; Ascomycota; Sordariomycetes; Glomerellales; Glomerellaceae.